CGUAGCCGUUCCUCACGGAUGUAGCAUUUUGAUGAGGAUGAAACCCCAAGGAGAGUGGUCAAGGAUGGCUUCGUCCCCAGAGCAUGGCAAGGAUGGCUCUUGCUGCUCCCAUCAGAUGGCAGUGCCAAGCGUCCACCAGACUCUGGAUGAGAUGGAUUUCGAGAGAGGGAUUUGGUGUGCUGCUUUGAACGGAGACCUUGAGAAGGUCAAAAGGCACAUCCUGAAUCAUGGUAACCCCAGUGAGCCGGAUGCCUUUGGAUACACUGCUUUGCACUAUGCCAGCCGCCAUGGGCAUUACGACGUCUGCCAUUUCCUCCUGGAGAGAGGAGCCCUCUGCAAUGCCCAGACCCAUGGCGGAGCCACCCCACUCCACCGAGCCGCUUACUGUGGCCACACAGACAUAGC
Molecule: messenger RNA, 405 nt
Organism: Sceloporus undulatus (fence lizard)
Lineage: Eukaryota; Metazoa; Chordata; Lepidosauria; Squamata; Phrynosomatidae
Product: ankyrin repeat domain-containing protein 39-like
Exons: 3
Molecular function (GO): protein binding
Source: RefSeq, a predicted model, not a curated record